GUCAAGCAGCAAGAGCGGGAAGAUCUCCAUUCUCUUCCUCCUGGACCUCCUCGUCCUCCAUCUCCUCCAUUUUGAUCAUGGCAUCCAAGGCCCAAGGGUCCUCCUCUGUGAAGGCACUGGUUGUUGAGGACAACACAGUUCAAAGGAUGGUCCUCUCGCAGAAGUUACACAAUUUUCAAUGUGAGAUUACUCUCGCCGUGAAUGGAAAAGAAGCAGUUGACCUAUUCCUUGAGGGCAAGAAGUUUGACAUUAUUUUUUGCGAUAAGGACAUGCCCAUCAUGACUGGUCCUGAGGCAGUUGUAAAGAUCCGUGCUAUGGGGGAAACUGAUGUGAAGAUUGUUGGGAUGUCAGCUGAUGAUGAUGCCAUGGAGGUGUUCAUAAGUGCUGGUGCUGAUAUUUUUGUGCCCAAGCCUUUCAAGGUUCAGGAUCUCGAGUCUAUAAUUAAGGAAGUCAUCAACAAGAAGAAGAACACCAUGGUCUAGCACAUUCGAACUUCCUUGAGCGAUGGACGAAAUAUUUUUCUGCUUAUGGAGCUAUGUUUUCUUAUGUAUGCAUUGUUGUGUUGUUUACUUUCAUUGUGUUGUUUAAUUUCUAAAGAUUAAUGUUUAAGUUCGUUCGUUCUAAGCAAGAAGAACAUGAGACUCUAUCCUUCA
Messenger RNA from Triticum aestivum (bread wheat), 653 nucleotides. RefSeq names its product two-component response regulator ORR42-like. The record is from RefSeq and is a predicted model, not a curated record. The transcript is spliced from 3 exons. Gene Ontology annotation, biological process: phosphorelay signal transduction system. NCBI's taxonomy places the organism in Eukaryota, Viridiplantae, Streptophyta, Magnoliopsida, Poales, Poaceae. The coding region runs from base 78 to 482 and encodes 134 amino acids.